Molecule: messenger RNA, 1838 nt
Organism: Frankliniella occidentalis (western flower thrips)
Lineage: Eukaryota; Metazoa; Arthropoda; Insecta; Thysanoptera; Thripidae
Gene: sr
Product: early growth response protein 2b
Exons: 1
Coding region: 16-1365 (449 amino acids)
Biological process (GO): regulation of transcription by RNA polymerase II
Molecular function (GO): DNA-binding transcription factor activity, RNA polymerase II-specific; RNA polymerase II cis-regulatory region sequence-specific DNA binding
Source: RefSeq, a predicted model, not a curated record
AACAGCGCGCUAACCAUGCCCCGGGCCCUUUCUGUUGCAGGCGCGCUGGCGAGCGAGGAGCUGUCCAUGGAGCAGGCCGCGGCCGACAAGCAGCAGGCCAGCCCGGGAGAGGCCAACGCCGCCUCCACGACGCCAUCCUCCGGCGCCCUGCCCACCAAGGUCGAGGCGUGCGGCAGCCCGUCCGGGGUGGCCGACGAGGACCUCAGCAAUACGAGCCAGGGCAGCAUGUACCCCCAGCAGAGCAUCCGGUAUCGAGGCAUCUUCACCACGACGGGGUCCUCGCUGGGGCCUAUCGGGCCCAUGGCCAUCGGCCAGCAGGGCGGUCUCGGCGACCUGCCCUCGCCCAACCCCUGGCUGCUGCCCUCACCCGACAAGUCCCUGUUCCCACCCAUCUUCGGCAUCCUGGGCCAGCCACCGGCCUCGCCGCCCAACUACGCCACCAGCACCAGCCCCGGGCAGCAGCAACAGCAGCAGCAACAACAGCAGCAACAACAGCAACAGCAGCACUACGACGAGCGGCAGCAGCAGGUGGAGCUCCUGGGGCUCAGCAUUGAGCCCUGCAUGAAGCAGCCACCCAGCUACAGCAGCUGCUUGGAGCAGCAAGACUACUCGCGCCUGCCGCAGCCCAACAAGUACCAGUGGCUGGACUCGCCCGCGCAGGAUUAUGGCAUCAUGGGCAGCUCCACGCCCAGCGUCGUGCCCAAGCAGGAGCCCUUCAGCAGCGCGGCCGAGCCCCCGUCGGCCCAGCAGCAGCAGCAGUCCUACCCCACCAGCAGCAGCGCCAACAACAACCCCGUCAACCUGGCCGAGUACAACCCCUCCACCAGCAAGGGCCACGAGAUCCUGUCGCAGGUGUACCAGCAGUCACCGCUGCCCCUCAAGCUGGUGCCCGUCAAGCCCAGGAAGUACCCCAACAGGCCGAGUAAGACACCCGUCCACGAGCGGCCGUACGCCUGCCCGGUCGAGAACUGCGACCGGCGCUUCUCGAGGUCCGACGAGCUGACGCGGCACAUCAGAAUCCACACAGGCCAGAAGCCCUUCCAGUGCCGGAUCUGCAUGAGGUCCUUCAGCCGCUCCGACCACCUCACCACGCACAUCAGGACGCACACCGGCGAGAAGCCGUUCUCCUGUGACGUGUGCGGCCGAAAGUUCGCGCGCUCCGACGAGAAGAAGAGGCACGCCAAGGUACACCUCAAGCAGAGAAUGAAGAAGGAGAAGCUCAACAACCACCACCACCAACAGCAGCAACAGCAACACCAUCAGCAGCAGCAGCAACAACACAACCACCUCCACCACCACCAUCUACAUCAACAGCACCUUAUGGUGGACGAUAGUAUGAUACCUGUGGUGACAAGUGCGAUGUAAGCGUCGCCGCCGCUGUGGACCUGGGCAUAGAAUCCCACCCAGGAAAUCUCUUCUCCUUGCUGUGAUUUUCCUUUUUUGUACCCUGUAGUGAUGGUGUCUGAUACGUACGACUGACUGUGUUGUGUGUGUAAAAAAACUCCUUUAGUGUGUAAGUGUGCAAGUGUGAUGAUUGAUAAGUCAAGAAAUGGAGUGUUUUCUUUGGACAAUUUUGUUUUUAGGCGCGUUGGGGGCAGGCCUCCAGCCAAAGAUGGGGACCGCUAGGUCAGUUUAAUUGUUUUCGUUUUGUUAAAAAAAAAAUGCUUUUGUGCGAACAAAACUGUUUUGUUAUUAUUUUUAUGUCUAUUGUGAGCGUUGUGAAUUCGUACCACGGUAUUUUUGUUUUAUUACUUUUGUGUCCAUAAGAAAGACGCUAACCUACUCAAUACAUAUAACAUGCAAGCUUUAAUUAGGUAACUUACAGAGUGGUCGGAAGA